This is a messenger RNA of Cydia fagiglandana, 2357 nucleotides long. Its product is annotated as facilitated trehalose transporter Tret1-like. Lineage: Eukaryota; Metazoa; Arthropoda; Insecta; Lepidoptera; Tortricidae. Gene Ontology annotation, cellular component: membrane. The record is from RefSeq and is a predicted model, not a curated record. Gene Ontology annotation, molecular function: transmembrane transporter activity. The transcript is spliced from 3 exons. Bases 195 to 1643 code for a protein of 482 amino acids. Gene Ontology annotation, biological process: transmembrane transport.
UUGGCGCAGUACGCUUCAACCCGCGGUGAAACGAGGUGUAAUGAAAGCCUUAAGACAAUAAACUAAUCUAUAUUAUCUCAUCAUGUUUAUCUUCCAACCAUAAAUGGUUAUGGUACCAUCCAUUAUCAUCUGAAAUAGGCAUUCUGCCUUGAAACGGAACGCGAGUCAGGAUCGGAUGUUCAUCAGAUUUUGGGAUGUUUCCACCAACGGUGAAGCAGUCAUGGGCGGUGACAGGAGUACUCCUGAACAUGUUGGGACAAGGCAUGGUCCUGAGCUUCCCGGCUGUCCUGCUGCCGGGGCUAAAGGCUGAUGAUUCCACCAUCAAGACUGACUUGGACACUAUGUCUUGGCUUGCUUCUGUGGUGGGCCUGGCGAGCUUCCCCGGUUUCCUGAUUUCCGCUUUCUUCAUGGAGCUGUGGGGCCGGAAGAUCUCACAGGCUCUGGUCAUCGUACCAGGCACCUUGGGCUGGCUCCUCAUCUACUUCGCCACGGACGUGACUACCCUCAUGGCUGGCAGGAUCCUCGGAGGCAUCACCGCCGGAGCCAGCGUCACUUUAGGAGCCGUCAUCAUAGGGGAGUACACCAGCCCACAGCUCCGGGGCAUGUUCCUAAACCUCAAGACUGCGGCCGUGUGCGUCGGCAAUACUCUUGUUCAUAUUGUGGGUCAUUUUUACACUUGGAGAACUGUUGCAAUUUUCGGACUAAUCCCACAUAUCAUUGCUUUCGGAAUUGUCUGCACCUGGCCAGAAAGUCCAACAUGGUUGGCUGCUAGAUUUAAGUUUGAGCAGAGUGAGAAAGCGUGGUUGUGGCUGCGAGGUGACGACCAAAACUCUAGAAACGAGUACGAUAGUAUGGCCAAUGCUCAAAAGCGGAGGCUUUCUGAAAUACGAGAGAAAUCCAGCGUCCAGAGGCACGUGGUAAUCUUUUUGCAGAAGUUCACUCGAAAGGACUUUCUGAAACCUCUGCUCAUAAUACUCUUUGCUGGUAUUUUACUAGAGACGUGUGGAAGGCACAUUUUCCCGGCCUACGCCUUGCAAAUCAUCGAAGAAAUCUCUGGAGAUAAGUCCAGAACCUUCUACUACACGAUAAUUAUAGAUCUGAUAACGACAUUUAGCUCCACAUUCUCGUCAGCGCUGGUUCGCAUGUUAAAGAGACGUACCCUGCUGUUCGUCACUGGCGGAGCAUCUUUAGCCGUGCUAAUGGUCAUCUGUACCUACCUUUACCUGAGUGCUAUAGACGUGAUAUCGAAGGACCGAGCUUGGCUGCCUGUGUCGAUGUUUAUGCUGUACUUUUUAUUUGCAAACUUGGGAUGUACUCCUAUACCUCUAGCGUUGCUUGGAGAGGUGUUCCCAGUAGCCCAUAGAGGCGCAGGAUCGGCAAUGUCAGGGUUGACCCUGGCUAUCUGUCUCAUGGUCGCUUUGAAGAUCACUCCCGCGAUGCUAGAAAGUCUAAAAGUGUACGGAACUUUUGCUGUCUUUGGCGUAGCCAUGGGACUCUCUCUAGUAGUAUUUUACUUCAUCCUUCCAGAAACUAAGGACAGAACUCUGCAGGAGAUUGAAGACUACUUUAACCACGGUCGGUUCCUCAGUGACAAGAAAGUUCGUGGAGAUGAUGAAGAAAAUAGUACCAUGCUUAAGAACUAAGUAUAAGACAUUGUUAUUAAUUCUAGUACCUAAUAGUAUAACGGGGUUUUCAGAAAAAGUGCACAAUUUUCUUUUUUCGAAAAAUUAACAACUCUUGGGUUAUUUUCGACUGAGUAUCGUGAGGAUUAAAACAAAGAAAGAAGUGUCCUCAGUGUCAAAUCCUGGGAUGUCCUAAUGUGAAAAUGCGACAAAAAAAUAUAUUAAAUUUUUCAGACACUUUUCUUUUAAUCGAUGAUUCUAAGUAGAAAUAACCCAAAAGCUGAUGGUUUUUCAAAAAAGGGAACGGUGUCUACAUAUCUGAAAAGGUCCAUCUAAUAUCUUAGAUAGAAUAAGACCCAGAAAAGUCUACAGAGAUUUUGACAGUACACGCAGUGCAAGUGUUAUUUAAGUAUUAAAUAAAUAAAUAAAUAAUAAAUAUUAUAGGACAUUCUUACACAAAUUGACUAGGCCCCACAGUAAGCUCAAGAAGACUUGUGUUGUGGGUACUCAGACAACGAUAUAUAUAAUAUACAAAUACUUAAAUACAUGGAAAACACCCAUGAACAAAUAUCUGUAUCAUCAUACAAAUAAAUGCCCUUACCAGGAUUCGAACCCGGAACCAUCGCCUUCGCAGGCAGGGUCACUACCCACUAGGCCAGACCGGUCGUCAAAUUUAUACUAAGCAAUAAUUUCAAAUAACACCUGCACUGCGUGUGUUGUCAAAAUCUCUGCAGA